Paramecium octaurelia is the source of this 1929-nucleotide messenger RNA. NCBI's taxonomy places the organism in Eukaryota, Ciliophora, Oligohymenophorea, Peniculida, Parameciidae. The record is from the annotation of a GenBank genome assembly.
AUGGCUUCAAUUGGCAUUGAUUUUGGCACAACAAAUUCAUCUGUUGCUGUUUGGGUAAAUGAUACUAUAGAGAUCAUCUAAAAUGAAUUAGAUAAUUGGCAGACACCUUCUUAUGUAGCAUUUACUGACUAAGGGAUUCUUUUAGGUGAGUCAGCUUUAAAUUAAAUUCAUCGAAAUCCCCUUAAUACUGUUUUUGAUAUAAAAAGAUUGAUGGGAAGAAGAUUUUCUGAAUAGGAUGUUCAAAUUGCAAUGUUAGAUUUCCCCUUUAAAUUAGAGGCAGGAAUAAAUGACAAGCUACUUAUUGUUGUUCAUUAUUAAGGAAAAAUUUAGAAAUUUUUACCUGAAGAAAUUUGUUCCAUGAUAUUAGAGAAUUUAAAGAAAACAGCUGAUGUACAUUUAGGCAAGCCAGUUUCUUCAGCUGUAAUUUCAGUUCCGGCUUAUUUCAAUGAUCUAUAAAGAUAAGCCAUUAGGGAAGCGGGAACUAGAAUUGGUUUGAACAUUUUGAGAAUCAUUAAUGAAUCGACUGCCUCUGCUAUAGCUUAUAAUUUGGAUAGAAGUAUUCAUUAAGAAUAACAUGUUCUCGUUUUUGAUCUGGGGAGCAAAAAACUUGAUCUUAAUUUGCUAUUUAUUGAGGAUGGUAUCUUUGAGAUGAAGGAAAAUCUUACUAAUAAUAAAUUGGGUGGAAUAGAAUUUGAUAACAAACUUAUUGAAUAUUGUUGUACCUAAUUAUUAAAUAAGAAGGGUAUAGAUAUAAGAAAUAACUUAAAAUCAUUACAAAGGCUUCGAAUACAAUGUGAAAAGGCGAAAAAGGUACUUUCUUCCGCUGAUCAAGCAACGAUAGAGAUCGAUAAUUUUCAUAAUAAUGAGGAUUUUAUAAUUACUAUUACUAAACCAAACUUUGAAAUGUUGUGCAUGAAUUUGUUUAAAUAAUGCAUUCAAUCUAUCGAUAGGAUUCUAAUGAAUUAGAAUCUCUUGAAGAAUCAAAUUAAUGAAGUAAUUCUUGUUGGAGGAUCUGCGAAGAUUCCAAAAAUUUAAGAAUUGCUAAAAGACUAUUUUAAUGGAAAGUAAUUGUAUUAAUCAAUAAAUCCAGAGGAAGUCGUUGCUCAUGGAGCUGCUACUUAAGCUGCCAUUUUGACUGGAUAACUACAUUAAUAAAUCUAGCUUUGCUGCAUCUUUGAUGUUACUAUACUAAAUUUGGGAAUAGAGACUUCUGGAGGAUUAAUGACAACUUUAAUAGCGAGAAAUACAACUAUUCCAACAAAGAAGACACAAAUUUUCACUACCAAGAAUGAUUAUCAAACUGAGGUCCAAAUUAAAAUCUAUUUCGGUUAUAGAUACUUGACUAAAGAUUGUCUUUUUUUAGAACAAUUUAAUUUAACUGGUAUUUCUCCAGCUCUCAAAGGAGUUCCUGAAAUUUUGAUAACAUCUGAGAUUGAUUAGAAUGAUACACUUACUUUGACUGCCCAAGAUCUAACUUCAAAGAAUAGUAAUAGCAUAAUUAUAGCUAACUUUAUUAACGGGCUAACAUCAGAUUAUAUUGAGAAACAUAUUCUGGAUGCUGAAAAAUUAGAAGAGGAAGACAAAAUGAUAAAAAGUAGAAUUGAAGACAAGAAUAAUCUCGAAUCAACGAUAUAUCUUAAUAGAAAUAUAAUUCAUAAUGAAAAGUUUAACCUUAAAUUCUCUAAUUGUGAAAAAUCAUAAUAUUAAUUGAUAGUAAAUGAAACAAUAUAAUGGAUUCAUAAAAAUCCAAAUGUUGAUGUUAAAGAGUAUUAAAUUAAGUUGCAGAAACUUGAAGAAGUUUAGCAAUAGCUUAAUUAAUAGUUCUGUUUAGACGAUAAUGAUUCAUAGUAAGCAAAAGCAUGGUUUGAAAGGAGUGUUAAAUUUUCCCUUGGCAGAGAUUAAGAUUAUUUAAACGAAUUAUAAUGUUGA